Molecule: messenger RNA, 2789 nt
Organism: Dacryopinax primogenitus
Lineage: Eukaryota; Fungi; Basidiomycota; Dacrymycetes; Dacrymycetales; Dacrymycetaceae
Product: HOOK-domain-containing protein
Exons: 10
Biological process (GO): cytoplasmic microtubule organization; cytoskeleton-dependent intracellular transport
Cellular component (GO): cytoplasm; centrosome
Molecular function (GO): dynein light intermediate chain binding; microtubule binding
Source: RefSeq, a predicted model, not a curated record
UGAUGGCCGACGUCGAACUCUCCCAUUCUGCGCAGUCUGUGCCAGACCCCGCGCCCGUAGCGGAAGACGCAGAAGCUGAAGAGGCAGACCUUCCCCCGCAGGACGCCGAGCUCUCAGCGUUCCUCGCCUGGCUCUCCCUCCUCUCCCUCUCCCCGCCCAACACGCCCUCUCCAACCCUCACAUCCCUCACAGACGGCACUCUCCUCCUCUCCCUCCUCUCCCGCGCUUCCACCACCCACUUCCCCCUCCCGGCACGCCAACUCUCCCCCUCCGACCCCUGGCCCCUCAGGCUCACGCAGCUCAAAGCGCUCUACAGGCGCGUAGCACAGUGGUAUGCUGAGCGCUCUGAUACUCUCCUUGGCCUUGGGGAAAAAGACGGGUCAGGAGAGGAAUGGGUACCUUCUCUCCAGCUGUUGGUGGACACUUCUUCCCCCUCCCCUUCCCUCGCGGAGAGGGAAAGAGAAGUCCUCAAACUCCUCCGACUCGUUGUGGGCGUCGCUGUGCAGGGAGAGGAGAAGGAGGAAGCGGUGGGUGCGAUUAGGGAGCUGAGGACGGACCAGCAGACGCUUAUGAUGCGCGCUAUUGAACGUGUUAUGGCUGCUUUCCCGCCCAGAGCGGAGGGCGCGGCAGAGGACGCGGAUACGAGUAUGAUGACUGAUGACGACCAUUAUUACUCGUUGCAGUCUGCGCGCUCCCGUUUACAGUCGGAGAACACCCAGCUUCACUCUGCCCUCCAGGCGCUCCAGGUGCAAGUGGAUCAGCUCCAGACGCAAGCGUCGGACCUCCAGGCGGAGAAAGACGACGCGCUCCAGACUGCGAGAGAGCUGCGCGCGCAAGCGGAGGAGCGAAGAGGGAGAGAGGUAGAAGCCGGCCUCAGGGGGGAGAUUGAGCGCCUCAAGGAUACACUGCGCACGUCGGAGGAUACGAUCUCUUCCCUCGAAGGGCAGGUGCAGCGCCAGGAACGCGAUUUGUCGGAUAUAUCCCGGCGCGCGCUGGAGUUGCAGGAGAAGGCUGACUCGGCGGGAAGACUUAAGGACCAGGUGGACGAGCUCCGGCAUGCGGCUGAGCGCGCGCAGAAGAACGAGAACGUUAUCGAGAAGUAUAAACGGAAGCUGGAGGAGACGGCCGAUCUGAGGCGGCAGGUCAAGACGCUUACGGAACAGAAUACCCAGCUGGUGAAUACCAACUCUCAGCUAGAAGCUCAGUCCUCCAAAUCGGCAAACGUCAAGCCUCUCCUAGACGCGUACAAACAGCAGAUAAGCGAGCUCGAGUCCAAGGCUUCUGCCCGUGCUGCGGAAGUUGAAGGCCUCAGGGUCAAGUUGGAGGAAGAGAGGCGGGCUAGGGUGGAGCUGGACAGGCUUAGGGAGCAGGAGAGGCGCGAGGCGGAGGGAUAUGCUGAGAGGGUUAGGGAGCUGGAGAGUGGGAUGAGGGUCAAGCUGCGCGAAGGGUGGGGAGGGGAGGAACCUCUUAGUCCUGGAUUGGGACUGGGAGAGGCGCAUGAGACGGAGGGAGAGGCGUUGACCCUUGAUGACGCCUUGAGCGGGACGACGAUGACUGAUCUCAAGCUGCGUAUCCGGGCUCUUGAGCGUGAGCUCCUGGACGCCCAGCAGGAGAAUGGGACUGCUUCCCGUGUACUGGUGCUCGAGAACUUGCUCGAGGACGCCAAUCGGCUCAAGGCGAGGUACGAGAAGGAGUACCUGGCUGCGCACAGGGAGGCCCUGGUGCUCCGCCGCGAGGUGGAGGAGAUCCGCGCGGGUAAGGGAGGCGCAGAGAGCGGGGAGAUGGUCAUCGCCGUCCGGAAGAGGCUGAACGAGCUUGUGGAAGAACUGGACGGGACGAAGAAGAGCUUGGAAGAGAAGGGUGUGGAGCUGGAUUCUGUCCUGCGGGAACUGACGGUCGCCAAGUCGGAUUUGAAUUUGGUAAACAAGGACCAGCUGGAGAUACUCGCUUCCCUCCGCGCAUCUGUCUCGUCUGACAACGCCGGUCUUUCUGCGGAGCUGGACAGGCUCAAGCAGGUAGAACGCGAGCUGAGAGAGAAGAACCGGAUGCAGAUGGAGCAGGUCAACGGCUUGCUCAUGGAGAAGAUCGAGUUGCAGGGAGAAGGUAUCGGGCAGCGGGAAGCGAUGCUCAAGCGGGAAAGGGAUAUCGGGGACCUGCGCGCGUCUAUUGCCGGCAAGGACCUGCCUGAAGAGACUAAGAGGCGGCUCAUCGAUUUGGCGGACGAGAAUGCCAGGCUGAAGGAAGAGAUCAAGCUCGAGAGACAGAAGCUUGUCAAGGCUCGCCAGUUUAUCAAGGACCAGGAUGAACUGUUCAGCAAGCAGCAUGCGGGCAAGGUCGAUCCUGGCACGUUUACCGAAGCUGAGAAGGCGUACAAGUCGCAGAUCGGCACGCUCGAGGAUAAGAUCGCGCUUCUCACGCGGACGAUCAAGGAGAACGCCGCUGCGUACGAUCGGGAAAAACAACAGCUGCAGAGCUCGUUCCGCGUCCUAGGAUCACAGCAGCGUCAGACCCAACUUCGCACUGCAGCCUCUCGUACCGGAACACGCCUGCAGCCGCAGAGCUGGCUAGCCCAACAGCGGGAACACACAGAUGAUGGCCAACCUCUCCCGCUGAGAGUGGAGAGGCUGGUCAUACCCCGCCCGCUCCGUAUGGGCUGGAACUUGACGACCCACUCUAUGCCCGCGAGGAAUGUGGGAAGGGCGAUCGAGUAUCUUGCCUAUACGUACACGAGGCACUUGUUAUAGGUUUAUGAUUGUAACGUAUUACGAAGUUAUGAAUACACGAUUAAU